This is a messenger RNA of Anopheles darlingi, 1307 nucleotides long. It is a transcript of the gene Mp20, whose product is annotated as muscle-specific protein 20. NCBI's taxonomy places the organism in Eukaryota, Metazoa, Arthropoda, Insecta, Diptera, Culicidae. Gene Ontology annotation, molecular function: protein binding. The coding region runs from base 1 to 741 and encodes 246 amino acids. The transcript is spliced from 3 exons. The record is from RefSeq and is a predicted model, not a curated record.
AUGCGCACCAUGUCCAAGAUUUCGGUGCACGAUCGUUGGAAGUUUAAAAGCAAUCGUACGGUACGGUCGAACCAUCAGUUUGUUCAAACAGCAGCAGCGAGCAGCAGCAGCAGUGAGUGUCCGAGGACCACCACCAGCACCAGGAACGCAACAGCAAACAGCAGCAGCAGCAACAGCAACAGCAACAUGGCUUUGGAACGUCAAGUCCGCAUGAAGAUCGCUGGCAAGCGUGAUCUGGAGAAGGAUAAGGAAGCCCAGUACUGGAUCGAGGAGGUUCUCGGGGAGAAGUUCCCGGCCGGUGUGCUGUACGAGGAUGCGCUCCGCGAUGGGCUGAUCCUGUGCAAGCUGAUCAACAAGCUGGAACCGGGCGCGGUGGCCAAGAUCAACACCUCCGGGGGUCAGUUCAAGAUGAUGGAAAACAUCAACCUGUUCCAGCAGGCGAUCAAGAAGUACGGUGUGCCCGAUCUGGACGUCUUCCAGACGGUCGACCUGUACGAGAAGAAGGACAUAGCCCAGGUGACGAGCACCAUCUUUGCGCUCGGUCGUGCGUGCUACAAACACCCGGAGUUCCAGGGUCCAUUCCUGGGUCCCAAGCCGGCCGAUGAGUGCAAGCGUAACUUCACCGAGGAGCAGCUGAACGCUGGCCAGACCAUCAUUGGGCUGCAGGCCGGUCAGAACAAGGGAGCAACACAGGCUGGCCAGAACAUUGGUGCUGGGCGUAAGAUCAUUUUCGGAAAGUAAGGACUUGCGCGGACGUCGUCCCAAAAGCCCUGCCCUACAACUGUACGUGUACAAACAAACCAACAGUAGCAGUAGCAGCAACAGCAACAAACGCACACACACACAUAUGAAAAGCACACAUACGAAGCGCACACAUACAAACAUAUGCAUGCACACAUGAAAUGGUGAUCCUCAAGCAACUCGGAACUUGACCGUGAGACACGCAUACGCACGCACCCCAUGAGAUCUCCUUUAGUUAGAUCCCCUUGCACCCUUUUCCAUCUGUAUUCCCAUGUUUUCUGAUAUGCACACACACACACAAACGCAUGCAAUUAGAGUACUAGGAGCCUAGGAGGAGAUGGAGCGUCGAGCAGCGGUAGUAGUGUCUGUAAGAUAUUGUGAAAUGAGGAGUAUUGAGGAUGAUAAUCAUGAUAAUGAUGAAGAUGAUUGUCGUGCGGUAUCGACUUUACAUACCUUGAUGUUACGAUGUUUUUGUUACGUCCGGAUCCGGUGGAUCGACUGUGUAAGCGCGCCAAUUCGUUGAUAAUUUAUCUGUAAUAAAAUUAAUACUAUUUCUACAAAACAAC